AUAUUUGUGGUUAUGCCGAAGGACAACAGAUUAACAUUUACUCAAAACUUAAUAUGCGGUGGCAACGCCGGCGUUAUAUGCAGGACCGUAUGUUCACCCUUAGAUGUUGUAAAAACACUUCAACAAGUUGGAAUUGGAGACGCAAGGAGUGGAAUGCUUUCAACAUUUGUCAAUCAGUAUAAAAAUGAAGGAAUCAGAGCAUUUUGGAAAGGAAAUGCUAUUGCUUCUCUCAGAGGAUUUCCUUACUAUGCUCUUCAAUUUGCUGCUUAUGAAAAAUUUAAGAAUGUGUUGUCUGAUAAAAAUGGAAAAAUAUCCCCAAUCAAUGCAAUGGUAGCUGGAUCUGCAGGAGGCGUUGUGGCGGUCAUUGCAACAUAUCCUAUGGAUAUGGUAAAAACAAGAUUGACAGCUCAGCACGCUGAUCUUUCAAAAGCAAAAUACAAAGGAAUUGUACACGCUUUCAAAGUUAUAGCAGCUGAGGAAGGAGCUCUAAGUUUAUACAAAGGUAUGGGUACGUCAAUUAUUGGAGUUAUACCAUUCGCUGGAGCAACUUUCAUGGCUUAUGAGAUAUUGGAAAAAGCCUGGAAAAAACCCAAGUCACAAAUGACGCCUCUCGAGAAUUUCAUUGAUGGUUGUUUGGCUGGUGCUUUUGCUCAAACCCUUUCUUAUCCUUUUGACACCAUAAGAAAAAAAUUGCAAGCUCAGUCGAAAUUUAUUGAGGGAGCGGGACCAGAUGUUCAUUUUAAUGGUAUGAUUGAUGGAUUUGUUCAAACAGUCCGAUCUAAAGGUGUAUUAGCCCUAUGGAAUGGAACAACUGCAAAUCUUAUCAAAGUCAUGCCAUAUGCCGGUAUCAUGUUUAUGUCCUUCGAAAUGUCAAAAAGACUUUUCUUGUACAAUAAUGGAUAUACCUCAAGCCCCUUUCAAGAUUCACCCUUGCCAGAUGUCGAUCAAUCUCUUCCUCCGUCUCAAAUACAUCAUCCAUCUCACAACAUGAUGCAUAGUUGGCAUAAAUAG
Messenger RNA from Dimorphilus gyrociliatus, 1011 nucleotides. The record is from the annotation of a GenBank genome assembly. Lineage: Eukaryota; Metazoa; Annelida; Polychaeta; Dinophilidae.